AAGACGUUCAGUUUGAGACGGGCAGGGUUUUGAUGAGUUCGUCUCUCUUGUGAACUGUCAGGAUUCAAUCCACAUAUCAAUUCUUUUGCGCUCUCUCUCUUCUUUUCAAGUAAUCACAACACCAAAAUCAGUCUUUGAAAGGAGAAAUAUGCAAGGCGGAGAAGAGCUAAGCAUCGAUGAACUCGCCUCCAAUCUCUCCACUUACAAGGAUCAGCUUCAACAGGAAAUAGGUGGACUAAACAUGGGAUACUUAGAGUGCCAAAAAAGGUCAGAAAGCUUUUGGUUGAUGACCCAGGGAACUCUGAAUAUGUGGACAUGGAAAAGGAGCUUGAAGAGGUGUGCUAUGUGUCGUGAUGGCCAGCCUGCUUCUCUCUCCCCCUGAUUUCAGAUGUUCACACUGAGAUUAGAAGUGAUUGUGUUAACGGAAGAACUCUUGGCAACUGCAAAGCAAAGUGAGAUAUCUCUACCAGCAUUUGGGACAAAUGCUGAUGCAUCUCCCAUUCAACACCAGUCUGGGGGAAGCUCUGAGCAUUUAAUGGAGCCAGGAAACAACUCUGAUCAUUACGGAAAAUUCCCUAUUGGCACAAAAGUUCAAGCAGUUUGGAGUGAAGAUGGGGAAUGGUAUGAAGCAACAAUCGAUUCCUUGACCCCAGAUGGGUAUUAUGUUUCCUAUGAUGGAUGGGGGAAUAAAGAAGAGGUGGAUCCUGGCAAUGUAAGGCCAAUUCAAGAAGAAGUAAACGCUUUGCUGGAAGCGGAGAAGGAAGCAGAAGCUACAAAACAGGCAAUCAAAAGGAAGAUUGCACAGGCUGCUGCCACUGACUUCCAAUCACGAAGUUUACCAGCAAAGCUUCGUAUAGAACCUGAUGAUCCUGAAGAUGUGAAAAUUGCUAAGCGCAAAAAGAUACAUGCUUUUAAGUCGAAGAUGCGGUUUGAGCAACUUGAAGUCACACAGAAUAAGCGGCAGAAUGCUUGGCAGCAGUUCCAGACAACCAAAGGAAGGGCUAAAAAGAUUGGUUUCUUUUCGGGCCGCAAGCGAGAAAGCAUCUUCAAGUCUCCUGAUGAUCCAAACGGCAAGGUUGGUGUGACUGGAAGCGGGAAAGGAUUGACAGAGUUUCAGAAGAGGGAAAAGCACUUGCAUCUCAAGGGAGGAAGCGCUGAUACUGACGAUUAAAGAUUGGGACCCCUUUCCUGUAUGUUAUUUGUAUGUUACUUCUUCAGUCCUGCCCAUUGCCAACCAGUUCAACAUAGAGAGAGUUUAGAGAACACAAAAGUACAUGGUUCCCGAGGAUUUUAUCUUACUGAACAGAUGCUUUAAUCUUAACAACACUUUCAAUUCUUACUAUGAAGGCCCUUGUUCUUUUA
Molecule: messenger RNA, 1362 nt
Organism: Vitis vinifera (wine grape)
Lineage: Eukaryota; Viridiplantae; Streptophyta; Magnoliopsida; Vitales; Vitaceae
Exons: 10
Coding region: 389-1171 (260 amino acids)
Biological process (GO): mRNA processing
Cellular component (GO): cytoplasm; nucleus
Molecular function (GO): RNA binding
Source: RefSeq, a predicted model, not a curated record